Messenger RNA from Leptinotarsa decemlineata (Colorado potato beetle), 1455 nucleotides. It is a transcript of the gene Lon, whose product is annotated as lon protease homolog, mitochondrial. The record is from RefSeq and is a predicted model, not a curated record. Gene Ontology annotation, biological process: protein quality control for misfolded or incompletely synthesized proteins; protein catabolic process; mitochondrion organization. NCBI's taxonomy places the organism in Eukaryota, Metazoa, Arthropoda, Insecta, Coleoptera, Chrysomelidae. Gene Ontology annotation, cellular component: mitochondrial matrix. Gene Ontology annotation, molecular function: serine-type endopeptidase activity; ATP binding; ATP-dependent peptidase activity.
AAUUUUACUGUAGCGAUGAAAAUUACGUUUCCCUUAUUCAAAACAACAAUGCACAUAUUUCCAGAGGAAUCAGAAUCGGAAAAGCGUAAACGUAAAUUGAGAAAUAAUAGAAUAAAGAAAUCAGUUUUGGAAACACGCCCAUUAGAAGAAUCCAAAGAAUCAAAGUCUGCAACUGAUGAAACCAAGGUAAAAUCUCCACUGAAAGAAAGUUUGCUGAUGGCAGAGGUUGAAAAUGUUGUCCAUAAUAAAUUUCGACAAACUGAGGAAGUUAAAGCUCUCACUCAAGAAGUCAUCAAAACUAUUCGAGACAUUAUCAGUCUAAAUCCUUUGUACAGAGAUAGUUUGCAGCAGAUGAUGCAUCAAGGACAAAGGGUUGUAGAUAAUCCUGUAUAUCUAAGUGAUUUAGGUGCGGCCCUAACAGCAGCAGAAAGUAAAGAACUUCAAGAGGUCUUAGAAGAGAUGGACAUUCCAAAAAGGCUGAUGCUAUCUUUAUCACUUUUAAAAAAAGAAUAUGAACUCUCAAAACUUCAGCAAAAAAUCGGAAGAGAAGUAGAAGAAAAGGUCAAACAACACCAUAGAAAAUAUAUAUUGCAAGAACAACUGAAGGUAAUCAAAAAAGAAUUGGGCCUUGAAAAAGAAGACAAAGAUGCAAUUGGUGACAAAUUCAAGGAGAGAAUAAAAGACAAAGUCUUACCUCAAGCCGUAUCAGCUGUUAUAGAUGAGGAAUUAAAUAAGUUGAGUUUCUUAGAAAGUCACAGUUCGGAAUUCAACGUUACAAGAAAUUACUUAGAUUGGUUGACUUCACUUCCAUGGGGUGUUCAAAGUGAGGAAAAUCUCAAUUUGCAAAGAGCAUCUGAAAUUUUAGACCAGGACCAUUAUGGAAUGGAAGAUAUCAAACGUCGUAUCUUAGAAUUUAUUGCAGUUAGUCAGCUGAAAGGCAGUACACAAGGAAAAAUAUUAUGUUUUCAUGGCCCUCCUGGUGUAGGAAAAACCAGUAUUGCACGGUCCAUUGCAAGAGCUCUAAAUAGGGAAUACUUUAGAUUCUCAGUAGGAGGAAUGACAGAUGUAGCGGAGAUAAAAGGGCACCGAAGGACUUACGUAGGUGCAAUGCCUGGAAAAGUUAUUCAGUGCCUAAAAAAAACUAGGACAGAAAACCCUUUGGUACUUAUAGAUGAGAAGCUGGAACUCACUGGUCAUCUUGGAGAUGUAAUGAAAGAAUCUGCAAAAAUAGCCCUUACUGUAGCUAGAAAUUUCCUCCAUGAAAAGGAUCCAGCUAAUAAAUUUUUAUUCACAAAUCAUUUGCAUUUACAUGUGCCUGAGGGAGCAACCCCUAAGGAUGGCCCUAGUGCAGGAUGUACAAUCGUAACAGCGUUACUGUCUUUGGCUAAAGGACAAUCAAUAAGACAAGAUGUUGCUAUGACCGGAGAGAUAUCUUUAAUAAAUGGGUCCACUUAA